This is a messenger RNA of Neoarius graeffei (lesser salmon catfish), 4142 nucleotides long. RefSeq names its product death-domain associated protein (gene daxx). The coding region runs from base 375 to 2585 and encodes 736 amino acids. Lineage: Eukaryota; Metazoa; Chordata; Actinopteri; Siluriformes; Ariidae. The transcript has 12 exons. Gene Ontology annotation, molecular function: histone binding. The record is from RefSeq and is a predicted model, not a curated record.
CCUGUGCAGCUGGUGCGAACUAGGUUUUGGAUGUUAUUUUAUUCGCCCUGCUGUAUUUUAAACCAUAUAACUAAAUAAAAAUUUAUCUAGAAAUUUUCAGUACUAAUUUAUGAGGAAUUUAUUGUUCUUAAACUGCGAUAUUUUUGAAAGGAGUUCUUUUUGUGAAACACGUGUGGAUUUUCACACAAAGACCUGGCAACCUUGGACUCAGUGUGUGUGUUCAGGAGUAGAGCGCGCGUCAGAAACGUUGGGCGAAAUAAAAACCGGACCUGCUUGUUCAUCCUGAUGUCACUUUAAUUUCUUCAGCCUCUGCUACAUGCCUGAACACUAGCAGCUACCUUCCUCAAGGACUUUCCUCAGCACUCCUGUAAUUGAUGGCAGCUUUUACAAAGGUGAUGGAUAGCAUUGUAAUCCUUGAUGAUGAUGAUGAUGCCCAAGAUCCUUCGUCAUCUUCAUGGCAUCCCCAGACAGCCUGCAUGUCCAGUACGUCUAACAUCCCACAGCCACCAGCAGCACACAUCGCAGAGUCUCCUUUCGCGUCUACCAAGAAGGAGAGCCAUGUUCUGAAAGUGGAGAACGAGAAGCUCUUUGGUGAGUUUCUGGAUCAUUGUAUAGAACACACUCGAGAGCACCCGGAGGUCUUGAGCUUCCUGAAGACGAAAUAUUCCAAGUCCUCGCCUGAGUUCCUGAUGUCUGUGGAGUUCCGGAACGCCGUGGGUCGUUGCCUGACACGAGCCCAGGCACAAACUACCAAAACAUUCGUUUACAUAAACGAACUCUGUACCAUGCUUAAACAGCACUCGACCAAAAGGAGGGCCACCAUUCAGCCUUCUAAUGCCAAAAAGCAGGAGAAAACCUGGAGCAGAGAUGAGGAGGAACAUGGCAAUACAGACGUAAAAGUUCAAUCUGCAUCAAGGCAAACAGAAGUUGGAGAUGAGGAAAGAAAGACUAAAAGAGCUUCCAGGAGACAGAUAGCAUACUUGGAGAACUUGCUGAAGGUUUAUCGUGAUGAGAUCAGACGACUGCAGGAGAGAGAUUUGAAUUUCGAGGAUCUGGAGAAGGAGGACUCGAGCUACAUCCAGGAGCAUAAACUGAAACGCAAAAUGAUGAAGAUCUAUGAUAAACUGUGUGAGCUAAAGAACUGUAGCACACUCACUGGCAGAGUUAUGGAGCAGAAGAUUCGCUACAGUGGCACCCGUUACCCAGAGAUCAACAAGAAGAUUGAGCGAUUUAUAAACCAACCCGAGGUCCAUCAGAACCCUCCAGAUUACAGGGAUAUCCUGCAAGUGGUGAAGCGCACCAAUGAGCGCAACCAGCUCAUGCUGAGCCGUAAGCAGGAGGCGCAGAUUGCUCAGGAGGUGUUCCGUGAGACGGGCAACAGGCUGCAGGAGAGGCGCCACCUUGACAUGAUCUACAAUUUUGGCUCCCAUCUCACAGACGCCUACAAGCCCACCUUAGAUCCUGCCCUUACUGACCCACUGUUAGCCCAGAAGCUGCGUGCUAACAGAGAGGUGGCUCUCAGCUCCCUAGAGGAAGUCAUCAACAAAUAUGCAAACAAACAGGAUGACACGGAGGAGGAGGAAAGGAGAAAACGUCUGGAGAAAGAGAAACAGAAAAAGGAGGUGAAAAGGAAUGACCAACAGGAGUCCAAAAAAGCAGGGAAUAGUGACAAGAGUGGAGAUGAGGAGGACGACGAGGAAGAUGAUGAUGAUGAUGAUGACGAUGAUGAUUCUUCAGAUCCGGAUAUUGAGGAGGAGAUCCAGGCCAGUGCAGCCCAAGUCAGACCAGAUGAAGAAGACAAUGAGGAGGAGCAUCUGAGCAUCACUGAUGACAUUGUGCAGCCCAGCAGCAAUGGGUCGUGUCCAUCAGUUAAAUCAUCUGACUGUGGAGAUGCAGGUGAGAGUGGUGAUGAAGAUCCGCAGUCUGACAGUAGGACAUGUGUCAGCGUUACCACAGAAACAUGUCUCGAAGAAAAACAUUCCAGCGACAGUCCCUCCUCUUCAAACAGCCACGAUCAGUCAGGUGUCCUGAACCCUCAGUCUGCGGAGAACACAUUGCUUGUUUCUAACAGUUGUCCCUCAGCUGACUCCAACAGCAUCAGUGAAGCCACAGAGAUUCCUUCCACCCCUGAGAACCGUGUCUCCACCCCACUGACGAUAUCCACCAGUCACCCUGAGAUGACUAACAAGAUGUGUAACAACAAGAAGAGAAAACGGGAAUCAAACAACCACAUGAUUGUCCAAAAUGGCAACAUCAGACGGAGUGAUGUGAGUGAUGUCUCUCUGGACAUAAAAGUGGCCUAUAGCCCAGUGCAAGUGGACUCCACCCGGGCAGACACACCCACUCAGGAUAUGGUCAGCAGCUCUCGCUCCACACCACCCCCUAAAAAGCACAAGCACCCUGGAAUAAACGUUCCUGUGGAGGCUGAGCAGUGUGACACCCCUAUAAUUGGAGCACAUUCUCCGGUCCCGCUUUUUGAAAAAGGGAACCAUCACCCCGGUCUGCCACUCCACAAUCAAGUUAAGUUUAUUUCUAUAGCACUUUUAACAAUAGACAAUGUCGCAAAGCAGCUUUACAGAAUUUGAAUGACUUUAAACAUGAGCUGAUUUUUAUCCCAAAUAUAGUACACAGGCACUAUACCCGGCCUCCACGAGACAUUGAAGAGCCGUGUCAGCCAAGACAGCCCAACAAUGUUCAGAGCCUUCAGCAUCUCAAGGCGAAUCUCAUCUACCCCUGGUGCCUUGCCACUGAGGAGCUUCUUGACUGCCUCAGUGACCUCUGCCAGAGAUAUGGGUGAAGCUUCCCCUGAGUCCUCAGACUCUACCUCCUCCAUGGAGGACAUGUAGGAUGGGUUCCAGAGUUCCUCAAAGUGCUCCUUCCACCGCCUGACAAUAUCCCCAGUUCGGGUCAGCAGUUCUCCUCCACAGCUGCGCACAGCCUGAGGCAAGCCCUGCUUCACACUUGAGUCGCCGAACGGUUUGCCAGAACUUCCUUGAGGCCAACCGAAAGUCCUUCUCCAUGGCCUCCCUGAACUCCUCCCACACCCAGGUUUUUGCUUCAGCAACUGUCAAAGCUGUAGCCCUUCUGGCCUCCCGGUACCUGGCCAACCAAGCCCUAAAGGCCUCUUUCUUCAGCUUGACUACUUCCUUCACCGCCGGUGUCCACCAGCGGGUUCUUAGGUUACUGCCAUGACAGGCACCAAUGACCUUUUGGCCAUAGCUCCUACCAGCCGCCUUUACAAUGGAGGAUUUGAACAUGGUCCAUUCGGAUUCCAUGUUCCCAACCUCCCCCAGGAUGCAUGAAAAGCUCUUCUGGAGGUGGGAAUUGAAGACCGCAUGAACAGAGGACUCCACCAGACGUUCCCCAGUUCACUCUCACUACACACUUGGGUGCCAGGUCUGUCCGGCAGCCUUCCCCGCCAUCUGAUCCAACUCCCCACCAAGAAGCUCUGCUCCUCUCUUCACCCGAGUGUCCAAGACAUACAGCCACAGAUCUGAUGAUGCGACCACAAAGUUGAGCAUUGAUCUUUGGCUUAAGGUGUUCUGAUACCAGGUACACUUAUGAACCACCUUAUGCUCGAACAUGGUGUUUGUUAUGGCCAAUCCAUGAUGAGCACGGAAGUCCAACAACAAAACACCACUUGGGUUUAGAUCAGGCAGGUCAUUCCUCCCUAUCAACCCAGCAAAAUUCAGCAAAAUUUUCUGUCAGCUAGUUUUGAUGUUAUGCUUCACAGGAGACUUUGAACUGAGUUUUCAUGGCUUUACCUACUUGUUUUUUUUUUUUUUGUUUUUCAGGUCAAACUGAUUCUUUUAAAUAAAUAACUAUUUUAGAAUAUAACCGUAGUUGUUUUGAUGAAAAAUAUUGAGAUCUUAGUGAUUGGAAUGAUUUUUUAAAAAACCGGUAGUCAGAAAUGCAAGUGUCAAUUUCAAUUAAAUCAAUUGGAAUUGCUUAUUGGAUGUAGCUCUCUCAGGUUUUUUGAGGUUAGCCUUGAAAGCUGUGAAUAUUAAUCUAAAUAAUCAUUUAUAUUCUUUCAUAUAAACACUAGUAGGCCCUACUUAGAAAUACAAAAGCAUAUAGAGCACAAAGAGGGUAUUAGAAAUAUUAUUGUAUUACUUUUUUAUUUAGCUAGAGAAUGGUAGAUG